This is a messenger RNA of Myripristis murdjan (pinecone soldierfish), 4030 nucleotides long. It is a transcript of the gene hook1, whose product is annotated as hook microtubule-tethering protein 1. The coding region runs from base 65 to 2215 and encodes 716 amino acids. NCBI's taxonomy places the organism in Eukaryota, Metazoa, Chordata, Actinopteri, Holocentriformes, Holocentridae. The record is from RefSeq and is a predicted model, not a curated record. The transcript is spliced from 22 exons. Gene Ontology annotation, cellular component: centrosome; cytoplasm. Gene Ontology annotation, molecular function: microtubule binding; dynein light intermediate chain binding. Gene Ontology annotation, biological process: cytoskeleton-dependent intracellular transport; cytoplasmic microtubule organization.
AAGGAGCGGAAGAGCGUUGCUGGCAGGUGGAGGAAAUAUUUGACCAUUCGUAAAGGGGGGAGAAAUGGAGGAGAAUAAAACAGCCUUGGCUGAGAGCCUUACAGUAUGGCUGCAGACCUUCAACACGCCUGCACCCUGCAGAACAGUGGAGGAGCUGACCACUGGAGUGGCGAUGUCGCAGGCACUGAAUCAAAUAGACCCAGCAUGGUUCAGUGACGGGUGGCUCAGCCGUAUCAAAACAGAUGUGGGUGACAACUGGAGACUGAAGAUGAACAACCUGAAGAAGAUCCUUCAGAUGAUGGUGGAUUAUUAUAAUGAGGUCUUAGCCCAGCAGAUCUCAGACUUCCCCCUGCCAGAUCUGGCCCUGGUGGCAGAGCAUUCAGACCCCGUGGAGCUGGGGAGGCUGCUGCAGCUCAUACUGGGCUGCGCUGUCAAAUGUGAACGCAAACAAGAAUACAUUCAGAUCAUCAUGACCUUGGAGGAGUCAGUGCAGCAUGUUGUGAUGACAGCCAUCCAGGAGCUCAUGAGUAAGGAGACCAUGGCCCACUUUGGAGCAGAGCCGUCCGGCGACCUGGAGCAACAGCUGAAAAAGGCCUUGGUGGAUCUCACUGAGCUCUUGGCAGAGAAAGAGGAGCUGGCCCAGCGGUGUCAAGAGCUGGAUAUACAGGUGACCGUCCUUCAAGAGGAGCGGAACAGCUUGUUGGCUGAGAACGAUGUCCUAACAGACCGUGCCAAUCAGCUGGACUCGUUUGACGACCCCAGCACACCCUCAGGAAGGAAACACAGCCAGUUACAGCAGCAGCUAGAGACACUGCAGGAGGAGAAUUUCAGGCUGGAGGCUGCUAAGGACGAUUACCGUAUCCACUGUGAAGAGUUGGAGAAGCAGCUGAUUGAGGUUCAGCACCGGAACGACGAGCUGACCAGCCUGGCAGAAGAAUCCCGAGCACUGAAAGACGAACUGGACAUUCUCAGGAGCUGCUCAGAUCGGGCAGUGAAGCUGGAGGCCUCAGUUGAAACAUACAAACGUAAGCUGGAGGACCUGGGCGACCUGAGGAGGCAGGUGAAACUGCUGGAGGAGAAAAACAUGACCUACAUGCACAACACUGUUAGUCUGGAAGAGGAACUGCGCAAGGCCAAUGCUGCACGUGCACAGCUGGAGACAUACAAGAGACAGGUCCAGGAGCUACACAGGAAGCUGUCUGAGGAGACGAGGCGCGCUGACAACCUGGCCUUUGAGAUGAAGAAGUUUGAGGAGAAGCACGAAGCCAUGAUGAAGGAGAGAGAGAGGAUCAUCAUGGAGAGAGACACUCUGAAAGAGACCAAUGAAGAGUUACGAUGCACACAGGCUCAGCAGAGCCACCUCUACCAAGCAGGGAUGCUUCCUUCUGGCAGCCCCAGCCAUGAUAACCUGGCAGCUGAGUUAAUACCUAUCGAGUACAGAGAAAAGUUCAUCAGGCUACAGCAUGAGAAUAAGAUGUUGCGAGUGCAGCAGGAGGACUGUGAGAGAGAGAAAAUUGCUGACCUGCAGGUGCAGCUUGAGGAGGCACACAGGACACACAGUGAACUGGACACUGAAAACAGACUGAGCCGAGAGCGGAUUAGUGAGCUGCAGCAGCAGGUGGAAGACCUCCAGAAGGCUCUUCAGAGCCAGGCAGCCAAGCCUGAUGAUUCAAAUCUGAAGCGGAAACUUGAUGCGCACAUGGUCCAGCUGAAUGAGGCUCAGGAUGAAAUCAUGAAGAAGAAAGAGCUGCUGGAGGACCUUCAGCCUGACAACACUCAGACCUCCCUGAAGCUCGAGGAGCUGAUGGCUGCUCUGAAAAAGAAGGACGAUGACAUGAGGGCCAUGGAGGAGAGGUACAAAAUGUACCUGGAGAAGGCUCGCAACGUGAUCCGAGCCCUGGACCCCAAGCUGAACCCAGCCACCGCUGAGAUCCAGGCCCUGAAGAACCAGCUGUCAGACCGGGACAAACGCAUUCUCAGCCUGGAACGUGAAUGUGAGCAGGCCAAGCUGAGAGAGUAUGAGGAGAAGCUGAUUGUUACAGCAUGGUAUAACAAGAGCUUGAACUUUCAGAAGUUGGCCAUUGAAUCUCGUCUCGGAGGUCGCGCCUCCUCCCUGGUUCCCCCUGGCCAGUCCUUUCUGGCGCAGCAGCGACAAGUCACAAACGCCACACGCCGGGCACUUUCCAUCAGCAUGCCUGCCACCACCACCAAGUAGUCCACCACCGCCACUCCAGACUCCAAAGAACACAGAGUUGACCGUCUCACCUUCUUCAGUAGGGGAAAAUUGUAAAAUCUAACCCAAGAAAAGGUAACCGUAGUCCCUUCAUUGCCUCCCAUAAAGAAGCACUCAAGUGACCUUAAACGCAUCAGCUCUCAGCACUUGUUUAGGGGUCAAGGAUGAGCUGACCUGGAUCAACGAGCACUUAUCAGAUACAUGCUAUCAGUCACCCUCUGGAGUUUAUAGCAUACUGUCCUGCAAUACAUCGGCUGUAGGCUGACUUUACAUUGAGCAGUAACCCACAACCUGUGUUCACCUCACUAGCUAAAGCAGCACUCAAUGUCCUGACAAUCAAUAUACAGUUUAUGUUAUUUUAUAUUUGAGCUCCCUGUGUUAGCUUAGCCUGCUGCACACUAGGUUGAAUACUCUAUAAUCAGUUUGCCUUGGUUCUCUUAUUUCCUGUCAUGCUGUAUCCGUGGUCAGGAAUGAGGGAAAUGUACAUGAAUGCUUAACAAUAUUCUUCAAAAUCGGAGCCUACAAUGUGAAUGUUAAAAAAGGGUUACUUGAACGCUAAUGCCAGUGAAAUAUCACUUCGGACGGUUUUUAAUGUAUGUACAAUCAUCACACUAUGCAGCGAAGGGGAUGCCAGCAUUGUCAUCCAGCAGACUAAGGAAUGACACACACACUUUGGACGCUUUCCCCCCAAAUAAAUGCUAAUAGGCUAUGGGACAGCUGUAUUUGGUGCUGGCCACCAGUGGCUGUUCAGCAACAAAAAUCAGUGCAUUACAAUUUAUUUGUUUUUGUUUUUUACUAAAAUGGAGCAAGCCCAUCCUACGAAGCUGUGAAUAUGCUGAAGAAGUCAUAUUAACUAACAAACCUCUGGGGUGCUGCAACAGCAAAUGUUAAAUCAAAUAACAAAUUCAGGACUAGGACUAUUUUAUCAUUUAUAUUCAACAUGCUAGACUGUGAUUUGACUUGUCUACUGGCGCCAUGCUAAAAUGAAAACUUUUAGACCUUUGUAUUUUCUGAAUAUUUGAACCUUAGUGAGCAAUCAACAGGAUAAUCUAAGAAGCUGUUACAGCUUGACUAUAAAUGUGAUUUUAACACCAGCUUUCAAAAUUUAAGAACCAGGUUAAAGCAUCCACUGAGUAAAAAUGAUAAUUUUGUCAUUUUAAUAACUUGAUAUUAGAUAAUCAUGGAUGUUUUUUUUUUGUUGUUGUUGUUUUUUUAAGGCUAUAGUUAAUCUUUGCUCUCAGUUAUAAUCUGACAAACAUAUUCACGGUGCUGAAUGUAAUCAGUAUAGAUUGUCUGCUCAUAUUGUACUUGGGGCAUGAAGCAGCCAAGCAUCCUACCUUAUUGUCUAGUGCAACUUCAGAGUGGAGAGUGCUUUAGAAAAGCAGUCCUUUCAAAACUGUAAGUAAUUGGCCAUCAAACUGUAUGGUGAGUAAGUUAAAGUACUGUAGCUGCAGAAGAUGAAAUGGCUUAUGAUUGCUUUGCCAUUUUGUAUGUUUGCAACAACACUGGAAAGGUAGUCUGUUGUGACAGUUUUGCCAUUUUGUUAUCUAUUGAUCAUAUUAAGGCUCUUGUAUUUUUCUUUGCAGUGGAUGAUUCUUGUAACUCGCUGACUUAUGAGCAGUGCUGUUUAUAUAAGUAAGAAGUAUGAUCAAACGCAGCACAGCUAAGAACUUACAUGUUUAAUGUUUAUGUAUAAGUGAAGAAUGAAUUAUAAAAAAAAAUGAAGUUAAGCAGUUUGAAUUUUAAAGCUUUUGGUUUUCUUGUGAAAAAUAAAGAAAUACAUUCCUUUUUCAGAGA